Molecule: messenger RNA, 2243 nt
Organism: Pteronotus mesoamericanus
Lineage: Eukaryota; Metazoa; Chordata; Mammalia; Chiroptera; Mormoopidae
Gene: ICA1
Product: islet cell autoantigen 1
Exons: 14
Coding region: 146-1588 (480 amino acids)
Biological process (GO): regulation of transport
Cellular component (GO): Golgi apparatus
Molecular function (GO): protein domain specific binding
Source: RefSeq, a predicted model, not a curated record
GUCGGAUGAGGGAGCUGGAGGGACGCUCGGACAGCUGCCGGGAGGCUCCUGGGGGCCGGGGCUCCGAGGUUAUAAUAUAACAUCCUCUCAUGCUUUUUUCCUGCCCUUUCUCCCCAAAUCAUCAACAAUAGAAAACGAAGAAAACAUGUCAGGACACAAAUGCAGCUAUCCCUGGGACUUACAGGAUCGGUAUGCUCAGGAUAAGUCAGUUGUGAAUAAGAUGCAGCAGAAGUACUGGGAAACGAAGCAGGCCUUCAUCAAAGCCACUGGGAAGAAGGAAGAUGAGCAUGUUGUGGCCUCCGACGCAGACCUGGAUGCUAAACUGGAGCUGUUUCACUCAAUUCAGAGAACCUGUUUGGACUUGUCUAAAGCAAUUGUACUCUAUCAAAAGAGAAUAUGUUUCUUGUCCCAAGAAGAAAAUGAACUGGGAAAAUUUCUCCGAGCCCAAGGCUUCCAAGAUAAAACCAGAGCAGGAAAAAUGAUGCAAGCAACAGGAAAGGCCCUCUGCUUUUCUUCCCAGCAAAGGUUGGCCUUGCGAAAUCCUUUGUGUCGAUUUCACCAAGAGGUGGAGACUUUUCGGCACCGGGCCAUCUCAGACACUUGGCUGACGGUGAACCGCAUGGAGCAGUGCCGGACAGAAUACAGAGGGGCAUUGUUGUGGAUGAAGGACGUGUCACAGGAGCUUGAUCCAGACCUCUACAAGCAAAUGGAGAAGUUCAGGAAGGUACAAACACAAGUGCGCCUUGCCAAAAAGAGCUUUGACAAAUUGAAGAUGGACGUGUGUCAAAAAGUGGAUCUUCUCGGAGCAAGCAGAUGCAAUCUCUUGUCUCAUAUGCUCGCAACAUACCAGACUACUCUGCUUCAUUUCUGGGAGAAAACUUCUCACACGAUGGCAGCCAUCCAUGAGAGCUUCAAAGGCUAUCAGCCCUAUGAGUUCACUACAUUAAAGAGCUUACAAGACCCCAUGAAAAAACUGGUUGAGAAGGAAGAAAGGAAGAAGCUCGCCCAGCAGGGAAGUGCCGAGGCCACAGCGGAAGAGCCAAGCCAGUUGAUUUCAUUAGAGGAAGAAAACCAGCACAAGGAAUCCUCUAUUUUUAAGACUGAAGAAGAAAAAAAUGUUUUAUCUGCCUUAGACAAAAGCUCUACGCAUCAUGCAUGCUCAGAUGAAUUACUAAACAUGAAACCUGAGGAAGGUGCUUGCCUGGGCCCGAGGGCAGAGUCCACGGAACUGGAAGGUGCUGACAAAGAUGACCUGCUGCUGCUGAAUGAGAUCUUCAAUGCUUCCUCCCUGGACGAGGGCGAGUUCAGCAAGGAGUGGGCUGCUGUGUUUGGAGACAGUCGGCUGAAGGAGCCGGCACUCGCCGCGGCCCCAGGAGAGCCAGACCCCAAGCCCCAGGCAGGCUCAGGAUUCCUUCCUUCGCAGCUUUUAGACCAAAACAUGAAAGACUUACAGGCCUCGCUGCAAGAGCCUGCUAAGCCUGCCUCGGACCUGACUGCCUGGUUCAGCCUCUUUGCUGACCUCGACCCGUUAUCAAAUCCUGACGCCAUUGGGAAAACUGAUAAAGAACAUGAAUUGCUCAAUGCCUGAGUCUGCAGGCUCCAGGAGGGAGCCCACACGCCAUUCCUCAGCGACACGCCUGGGGGCGUGCAGAAGGGUGACGUGAUCAGAAUUCUGUUUUACUAUUAACGUGCCAUUUUAAUAAAAUGAAAGGGUCAAUGACCCUGUUUAUAUUGGUAUAAUUAUUUACUCUUAUUUGGUAUAAAGGAAUUUAGUGUAUUCUCCCUGUGGAUCUAACAAUACAGGAUUGUCUAGGAGCAGGUUCCAGGCUGGCUGUUCUCCUGCCGAAAACCCCAUCGUGGCUGCUGAUGUGUCACUGGGCUACUGUGAGAUCCAAGUUCAAAUCGUAAACCUACUUUGUAUUAGGUUUAAAUAAUGUGUCUUCAGCCUCAGAGGCAGUGGGAGGCUGGCGAAGCUGAAACGCCUCCUCUUAUACCCUCUGCCUCUGUCCCCUGUGGGGGAGGCUGCAGGGAGACCCCCUCUGCCUGCCAAGCCACCUCCCGACGAGCUCCGGACGAAGCUCCAGCCAACCAAAGACACUGUGCUCAGCUCCUUCCCAGUGGCCACGAGCGGAGGAGCUGGGCUGGUCUCUGCUGCAUGAACCUGUCUAUGGAAAGGAGAUCCCAGUGUCAAAAGCAUGUAUUUCUGGAGUCCUUUGUGACAUUAACUGUUUUUUUUUAAUUAA